AUGACUGAAAUGAAACACGCAAGUUACGAAACAUUCGAAUUGAAAUACGCCAGGAGAAAACCCCGAGAUAAAAAGUCUUACAUUCUUGAAAAAGUAAAGCUAAAGUUAUCUCCGAGAGCUGUUCUAAAGACUUUUUCAUCCUUUUUUCCUAUUCUGCACUGGCUGCCAACAUACGACUGGACAAGAGAUUUACAUGGCGAUGUCAUUGCAGGCCUAACCGUUGGUAUCAUUCACGUGCCUCAAGGGAUGGCAUAUGCAAAUUUAGCUACUCUUCCGCCAGUUUAUGGAAUGUAUACUUCAUUCUUCACUUCUACUUUAUAUAUGAUUUUUGGCACUUCUCGACACAUUUCUAUCGGCGUUUUUGCUGUUGCAAGUCUAAUGGUCGGUGCCGUGAGAUUACGUAUUUUGCCCGAUUCGGAUUUAAUCUUAGAAGCGGUUAAUAGUUCGAGUGUAGAAACUGUGAAAUCAAAUACAGUUAAUUGUGGCCAAGGAAUAUCUCCAGUUGAGCUUACGAGCACACUUGCUAUGACUGUUGGCUUAUUUCAACUUGCAAUGGCAGUGUUGGGCCUUGCAUUCCUAACUACUUAUAUGUCAGAUGCUCUAAUUUCUGGCUUCACUACUGGUUCCGCAUUUCAUGUUUUCAUCGCGCAACUCAAUAAGAUUAUUGGAGUCAAAUUACCUCGGCAUUCUGGUUUCGGCAUGUUAUUCCUUAUAAUGCGUGAUUUGAUCUGGGCUUUGCCACAUAAAAACAACUGGGCUCUGGGCAUAUCAGUCUUAUCCAUAAUAUUUUUACUUAUUGGUCGUGACUAUAUAAAUCCUUGGUUUAAGAAGCGGUCGAAUAUACCUUUACCUUUUGAACUCAUAUUGGUGAUUUUAGUGACAAUAUUUUCAGUACAAAUGGAUCUCAAAGAGAAUUACAGGAUUAGCACAGUUGAUUAUAUUCCUCAAGGUAUUCCAAAACCAGCAAUACCGAAAUUCGAUUUAAUGCCAUAUUUAUUGAAAGAUGCUUUUGCAAUAGCAAUCAUUUCAUAUAUGUUUGUGAUAUCAAUGGCCAAGCUAUUUGCAAAGAAAAAACGCUACAAAAUUGAUCCUACGCAAGAACUCUACGCCAUCAGCAUCGCUCAUACAUUGUCGUCCUUUUUCCCGAUUUUUCCCGUAGGUGCCUCGUUAUCGCGGUCUGCUGUGUGUGCACAGUCUGGUGCAAAUACUCAGUUAAAUAUUUUGUUCUCCAGUGGAAUACUAUUGACAGUUAUUGUUUUUUUUGGACCUUUGCUUGAACCACUUCCCAUGUGUGUGUUGGCGUGUAUUGUGCUUGUUAGCCUCAAAAGUCUUUUUCUACAGUUCAACGAAUUGCCCAAGCUAUGGAGAAUUUCGAAGCCCGACUUUGCAGUUUGGUUAGUGAGUUGCAUAGCAACAGUAGCCUUUGAUGUAAUGACUGGCCUUACAAUAUCAAUACUUUUUACAUUUAUUUCUGUAGCAUUUAGAGAACAGCCCAAAUUAUUCGUGAUUGGUAGAACAAGUGAUAACAGAAUUUAUAAACCAUUAGCUUAUUAUGAAGGCUUAGAACCGGUCAACGAGAAGAUUAAAAUUGUCCGUUUUGAAGCUGCACUCAGUUUUAUUAAUGUGUCAACUUUUCUGGAUCAAAUUAGUAACGAACUGCAAACUGAUAUCAGUCGUAAUGAAAGUACUAAAGAUAUCAAAAACAAGGAAAUGACAGUUUGUGAAACAGAUGUUCAAGCAAAUUACGAAAAGCUAUCACAAAAAGAUGAAAUUACUAUGGAAAGUGUUAAACAACAAAAUUGGAAUGACAAUGCUUGCUUAUCAGUGAUUAUUGAUUGCGGAGCUAUAUCAAAUAUCGAUGCGAUGGGAAUAGAAGCAAUCAAAGAGGUUUUUCUGGAAGGACUGAAAGUGAAAAAGAAAGUUAUGUUUGCAGAUGUAUCAGAAAAAAUACUGGAUAUUUUCGAGCGAAUAAAUAUCUACUCUAUCAUACCUAGAACUUCCAUUUAUCCAUCACUGAAAGAAGCUCUUAGUGCUGCUAGUAAUGACAACUUAACUUAUGUGUAA
This is a messenger RNA of Thelazia callipaeda (thelaziosis nematode), 2064 nucleotides long. NCBI's taxonomy places the organism in Eukaryota, Metazoa, Nematoda, Chromadorea, Rhabditida, Thelaziidae. The record is from the annotation of a GenBank genome assembly.